AUGCCUGUGGAUCUGAACGGGUACUGGAAAAUGGUGUCCAAUGAGAACUUUGAAGAUUAUCUAAAAGCUCUGGACGUCAAUUUGGCCAUCAGGAAAAUCGCCAAUUUACUGAAACCGGACAAAGACAUCAGUCAGAAUGGAAACCACAUCACCAUCAAGACGCUCAGCACGUUCAAAAACUACAACAUGGACUUCGAGGUUGGAAAGGAGUUUGAAGAAGACUUGAGUGGAGUGGACGAUCGCCGGUGCAGGACCACAGUCGCAUGGGAAGGUGAUAAGCUAGUUUGUGUGCAGAAGGGAGAGAAGGACGGCCGAGGUUGGACCCACUGGAGGGAAGGAGAUUUAUUACACCUGGAAUUAAGAGUCUGUGGAGUGGUCUGCAAACAAGUUUUCAAGAAACAAAACUAA
Molecule: messenger RNA, 408 nt
Organism: Scleropages formosus (Asian bonytongue)
Lineage: Eukaryota; Metazoa; Chordata; Actinopteri; Osteoglossiformes; Osteoglossidae
Gene: rbp1.2
Product: retinol binding protein 1, cellular, tandem duplicate 2
Exons: 4
Coding region: 1-408 (135 amino acids)
Molecular function (GO): lipid binding
Source: RefSeq, a predicted model, not a curated record